Molecule: messenger RNA, 4900 nt
Organism: Girardinichthys multiradiatus
Lineage: Eukaryota; Metazoa; Chordata; Actinopteri; Cyprinodontiformes; Goodeidae
Product: storkhead-box protein 2-like
Exons: 4
Coding region: 546-3620 (1024 amino acids)
Biological process (GO): positive regulation of transcription by RNA polymerase II
Cellular component (GO): cytoplasm; nucleus
Molecular function (GO): RNA polymerase II transcription regulatory region sequence-specific DNA binding; DNA-binding transcription activator activity, RNA polymerase II-specific
Source: RefSeq, a predicted model, not a curated record
ACGUUUGCUUUUGCACUGUGCCUAGAUAAGACUUGUGCAUCCAGCUAUGGUGGCAGGCUUGAAGCUCCCCAGCCGCCAGAGGAGGACAGUGCUGGUUAACGGCUGCCUUACGCCUCGCCAGGGUUAGAACAGAGAGGCGUCCCGCAUGACUGCCAGCUGUGGAGGGUCUGUUGCUUGGAUCAACUAACAUCACGUUAGCAUUCGGCUAGCGAGUUUGUGACCUAACAAUGAAGCUGGCUGGUAAAUGUUCUAAUGUCAUGUUGGUGUUCGAAAGCUGUUCUUCACUGAACACUGGUUCCGUUUGCGGCCCGACGCGCUGCGAUUAGAGGGGGACUAGAAUGACUUUACUGCAACCUUGAAGAGCUAAGGCGGAACGUCGGCUUGCAUUGUUUUUUUCUAAUUGUGGGCUAUGCGGUUAAUGCAGAGCUUAGCUGCUUUGCCGGCUAACUUCGAGUUUUUUGCUUCUCAGUUUAUCUAACGUGUUUGAAAUGGACAAAAAUGAUGGCUAUAACGAGUUAAUGAGCUGCUAGAAGGCCAUAGCGACAAUGGAAUCUUUCUUGCAGAUUGCUCCCCAUUCUCUGGCUAUAGUGCUGGCCAGAGAUGGAGACGCCGAGGCAUUAGCUGCAGCUGGUGUGUCAGAGAGCGACGAGCUUCCGAGACACCACACUGGUUAUGAGAUUUUUGCCGAUUUCAAAGCAGAAAACUCUCAGCAGCAUAUAUGGAACCAGCGGAUUACCGAGGCUGUGUCGGAGACCUUCUUCCUGGGAUGGAUAGAUGAACACGUGCUACUGAUUCAAGGAAAAGAGGACCAUCUCGAGGUGCUAAGAGAAGGAUGGAUGCGGAGAUCUCUUAACCCUCCUCGGGGUUUCACCAUCAGAUGCUUAGGUGAUGUCUCUCCCAUCAGUAUGUCCCCUAUCAGCCAGUCACAGUUCAUCCCCCUGGGAGAAGUUUUACUAUUGGCUGUAUCUGCUAUGAACUCCGCCCACAAGUCUGUCACUCAUGAGGCUCUAACAGAACACCUGCAGACAUGUUUCCCAGGUGUUCCGACGCCAACAGAAGAAGCCCUGCACCACACACUUAGCUUACUGGUCCGGGAGCGUAAAAUCUACCCAACCCCGGAUGGAUAUUUCAUCGCAACUCCUCAAACCUACUACAUCACUCCAAGUCUUAUUCGAACUAGCUCAAAGUGGUACCACUUAGAUGAGCGAUCGUCUGACAGAUACCAACAUCAGAAACAACAGCAGCAUCAGCAAACUCAAUGCAUCCCUCCUCUCUCUGGCACCAUAACACUUUCUAAUUCAGGGGGAUUUCUAGAUUGCACAAACGCAAAGUCCAGCCAAAGCCACUGUGCAAGAGUCGAUGAUUUUUUUUACAACAGUAGUUAUCGUGCUGAUGAUCCACCCAGCCACAACACUACACUGCAGCGUCGGUCUCCAAAAGAACACAGAGACGCAACGUCAUCACAAUAUUCCCCACAAACAAUUUCUCAGCAAGCAGCUGGCAACUCAGAAAAGAACCGUAGCUCCCUGGGAUUCCCGUUCAAAACGGACACCCUCAUCAAGCACAGAGGAGGGUCUGUUGGAGGAGGAGGAAAUGGCGACCUAGACAAACAAACGUUAGGCAGUGCUACAAGUGGAAAAAAGUUUGGUUUAAGGUUGUUCCGUCUGAGUUUUAAGAAAGAUAAGGCCAAGCACUUGGCUACCUUCUCUGCACAGUUUCCCCCUGAGGAGUGGCCACUUCAUGAUGAAGAGGAGCCCAACCACUUGCCCCGUCACGUUGAAAUGGAGAUUAUACGUAGAAUCAACCCCGACCUUACUGUGGAAAAUCUGGCCCAACAUACAGCAGUCAUGAAGAGACUUGAAGAAGAACGCACUCAGAGGAGCAAAACUUCAUCAGUUAAUCAAAGCUCCAGAAGUAGAAGAAGUGGGGGUAGGCGCAGGAAGCAAUGUCAAUCCAAACCUAGCCGCUCACACAGCAAGACUAGGGCAUUCCACUUUGAAACAACUGAUGGUACCCAUUUAGAGCUGGCUGACAAAGAUUAUAGAGGUUAUUCAUCCUCACUGGCUCGGUCACCAAGAGAACAAGCCCUGGCCAGGGAGCGUCAAAGAGCUCGACAUCACCUUGCGCACAGCAUUCCCAAUAUUCUUGACUCAUCUCAUUUGCCUGUCACUCCAGAGUGGGAUGUAUCUGGGGAGCUUGCCAAGCGCCGCAUGGAAAUGCCCUUCCCCGAGCCAAGCCAUGGUCUAUCAACUCAUCAUUCCAAAGUCCACCGCUCACACUCCCACACCCAGGAAAGGAAGUCAAGGAAUGAACGCAGUGGCAAGGUUAAGGAACGUUCUAGAUCUAUGGACAAUUCUAAAGGGCCGGUUGAUGCUGGAUUGAUUGGACCUCCACCUGAUUAUUAUGAUGACCGCAGUCGUUAUUUUACUGAUGAUGGCAGUCUACGAGCUAAUCAGAGCUCAUGUCACUACACUCGUGCCACACCACCUUCAUCUAAGGUUCCAGAAGAUUCCCUUGGUUUGGAUGGUGCCAGAAACUUUGAGAAGAGUAAGAGCAGGGACAGUUUGCCAGUGUACUCACUCAAACCUCUACCUGCCUCCAACCCCCCUGAUGAUUAUUUCCAGUGCACUGGUAAAUCUGAAGUUGCUUAUACAGCAAAAAUUAUACUAGGAACUCAAGACAAACACAGCCACUGUGGAUUAAAAGCAAGCACUGCUGACAAGCAAACAAAAGGACAGACAAACAGCCCCUCAAAUGAGGACCUGUCAAAUGUAGGACCUAAAGGUGGAAGCCUACCUCCAAUACCUCUGUCUAUCCCAGACCCUGCAAUUUCAAAUGGGCGACUUCCCCACAGUGCCUCCUCUGGGCAGGAAAAACACAAGGAAGUUUUUAGUAAAGAUACACUCUUCAAGCCUCCUCCCAGCCUCUCUUUGCCUGGCUAUAGCUCCUUGAGAAAACCCACAGUUCCUGCCUCAAUUACUCUUUCUUCAUCCUGUGAUGCCCUUGAUUCCCACAACAGAAUCGAUGCUUCCAAACAACUUCUAGCAACAUCAAUUGUUCCCACACAGGGGAUGGAACCCACAUCCAAUGCUGCAGAGAGCUCUCUUGACUACUAUAAUGUCUCAGAUGACGAUGAUGAACUUGAAGAUGGAGGAACUAAAGGUCAAAAAGGAAGAGAAAAACCUAAAGGAAGUGUUUCUGAGGUGGAAGGAUGUGGAAUAGGGACCUUGCAGUGGCUGUUGGAGAGAGAGAAGGCAAGAGAUUUACAAAUGAGGUUUGAAAGUACUCUUGCUUUUUCUGGUGCUAAGGAAAACCAUUCAGAACCCCAUCAGACCCAGCAUUCAGUCCACUCCGCAAGACUUGACAGUAUGGACUCUAGCUCCGUCACAGUUGACAGUGGAUUCAAUUCACCACGAACAAGGGAGAGCUUAGCAUCAAACACCUCUUCAAUAGUGGAAAGUAACAGACGUCAAAACUUAGCCCUGAGUCCUGGACACCUCAGCACCACAAAUGGCAGUGGUCCCCCUUUUUCUUUCCGUGCCAUUUCAGAAUCUGCCACCACUCAACAGGAGAAACUACCGAAGCCCACUACCUGCCUUGCGUCAAUCACCAGUGUGUAGUAUCAGAACUAAGGACUGAGUGAAGCACAAAGUCAGUGAAAAUGGACAGAAAAUCCAAGUCCCGCUGCACAGACUGUUACACCCUUAAACUGACAUUCUGAAUUAUUGGAGCUUUGACAGAUCAAUUGUAAAAAAAUAAUUCCAUAGGUUCUGUCUCUUUCUUACAGUUAUAAAAACAUGCAGGCAUCAACAAACAUAUGCACACACUAACCCUAACUGGAUCCAGUCUCCAGCCUGCAUUUUACACACUAUUGCUCUAGCAUUUUUUUAAUCAUAUAUAUUUUUCUUGAGGUGUGUAUGUGUGUCAAUAGUAUUAUCUGUAAUCUCAGGUUUUGUUAUUUCCAGUCUCAUUCCUGUUUCCCCAGAUCCGUGUAUCUCAUUUUAAUGGUGCUACACAAAUGAGAGCUGCAGCUCUACUGAUAACUGUUACUGAUGCAUCCUAUCCAUUACUCAGCUUUUUUAGCUCUAGUGUCACAUUUGCAGAGACCCUUUAAGGCAAGACAUAGCAGAAAAAAAACAUUUUUCACAUAUUGUUGUAUUUUGUGGUAUUUUGUUAACAUGCACAGGUCCUAUUUCAGAAUUUUGUAUAAAUCCAACACCUGACCUGUCUUUGACUAAAGAAAAUAACCAGUCAUUUCUAAAAUGGUCUGGGUUUGAAAGUCAUGGGAAAUAAUUUCUACAGCUUUCCAUGACAUGACAUAUCUGUGGUCAUUUUGCUUUCAAAAGCCUAACUUUUUGGAUAGAGAAUGUUACGAUAAAGAAAAAAUGUUUACAGCUUCCAAUUUGGUGCUUCUUAAAAAACAAACAAGCCGCAUAUUAGAAAUUUGAUGCUAGAGUCCAAUGUGCUAGAAAAUGUGUAGAAUAGGUGCAUUAUCAUCAUACACAAAUGAUCAGUAAUCAGUAAAGAACAUUUUUUUCAGCACUUUAUGAUAUAUUAACUAUACAAACGUACAAUUAGGUAACACAAUAAUCAGGACAGUUAUACAAAUGUUUAGGCAGAGGUGGAGUCAGAUGAUUAAAAGGAAACAGUCUUUUAUUUUACUUUAAAGUAGCACUGAGUUAAAAAAUAGAUAUUAGAGAAUUAAAUGUACAGUGAUGACUGUAUGGUAUUUUAUCCUGUUUUGCUGCUACAACAAUGCUGAAUCUUGUGUGCUGUCAGAAGUGCCCUACUUUAGAAAAAUGUAAGACUUUCAUUUAUCUAUAUGAUCAACAUAACCCCAUUACAUAUUUGUCACCGUAAGGAUUUUUGUAAUGAUAAAUAAACCAACCUAGUUGAUGGA